GUCCGGGUGGUUAGAGAAUAGUUUACCAGUCAGAUAUGUUCUUCGCGACGACAGUGGUGCUGUCUGUGCUUGCAGCGCACUCCGUGCAGGCGCAGACCUUCACCUUGACAGGUUGUCACAUACACGGCGAUGUAGAAUACUGCUUUCUUCCCAAUGGCUCAGAGGUGCCAUGGAAGACAUAUGAGCCACGUACCGCAGCAACGCCGACACCAUCAACGACAAUAGCAAGCGCAAGUGCAAUAGCCACAAGCACUACAGCCACCACAGCAUCGGCAAGCAAGACAGUACCAGCUUCAGUGACUGGCUGUCACUCUCAUGGAAAUAGCCAAUUUUGUAUGGCAGGCGAAACAGAGUACCUUGUCCUAAACUCGCCCACUGGAACAGGAAACCCUCCAUCGCAGUACUCUGGCUGCCAUGCCCAUGGUUCGGAGGCAUUCUGUAUGACGGAAAGUGGUGAAGAGGUCCAGAUAGAAGCCGCAAUGGACGAGGAAGAGUCUCAUGAAACACAUGACCACUCCGAAGAGAGUGGAUCUUCUCCAUCAGGCAAUGGCAAGGGCAAUGGAAAGAAGAACUGUCAUUUUCAUGCUGGAGUCGAACAUUGUAUUGAAGAAGGAGAAUCGGAGCAUAGCAGUGACACCAAAUCUUGCGACCGCAUCGACAGGAAUUACAAUAUUCCGCUCCGUAUCGGACUGCUUUUCGUGAUCCUGGCGACAAGCGCAAUAGCUGUCUUCUCUCCUAUCCUCCUUGCCCAAUUCACGCAAGUAACGCUAAACAGCUUAGCUUUUACGGCCCUAAAGCAAUUCGGAACCGGCGUAAUAAUUGCAACUGCAUUCGUUCACUUACUUACACAUGCACAACUAAUGUUCGCCAACGAGUGCCUGGGAACCUUGACGUAUGAGGCAACAACUACCGCCAUUGCAAUGGCCGGAGCAUUCCUCGCAUUUCUGUUUGAAUACAUUGGCGGCCGGCUUGUCAUGUCUCGAUCUUCUCGCAAGUCUUCCCCCGGCACGGAUCAUGGUUCAGAUAUUGAACAAGUGACUCCGAAAGAAGAUCAAAGGAAACAUGGUUUGACUGCCUUGGGGCACGGCCAUGGACUGGCAAAGUCGGAUGAUCACUUCAAGGUUGGCGUGAUGGAAGCCGGCAUCAUUUUUCACUCGAUUCUAAUUGGUGUCACACUAGUCGUAGCUGGCGACUCGUUUUUCAUAACCCUAUUCAUUGUCAUCCUUUUCCAUCAGAUGUUCGAAGGGAUUGCCCUUGGUACUCGAAUCGCUGCUUUAUCAUCGCACAUGAUAACAAAAUUUGGAAUGGCGAGUGCCUUUGCAAUCAUCACACCAAUUGGAAUGGCCAUUGGGACUGGUGUGUUGAAGCAAUUUAACGGCAACUCAGCCUCGACCAUAGUCGCGAUAGGCACCUUGGAUGCCCUAAGUGCAGGAAUCCUGCUUUGGGUGGGGCUGGUUGAAAUGUGGAGUCAUGAUUGGCUCCAUGGCGAUCUAGCAAAAGCCGGUGUUGUAAAGACUAUCGUUGCUUUGUCUUUUCUGUUAUUUGGAAUGAUCCUCAUGAGCGUGCUUGGAAAAUGGGCGUAAAUGCGAUCAUCGUAUAUGAUAUAGAUGCGUUAUGUCAGUGGGAAUUUAGGGCGUAUCAGAAAGAGGUGAUAAUCUUCUUAUUUCUUUCACUGCGGCGUCACUUCAGCCAUUUCUGGGUAAGGCAACGCGUCUCACGAGAAGUUUCUGCACCGU
Molecule: messenger RNA, 1736 nt
Organism: Xylona heveae TC161
Lineage: Eukaryota; Fungi; Ascomycota; Xylonomycetes; Xylonales; Xylonaceae
Product: Zip-domain-containing protein
Exons: 8
Coding region: 36-1583 (515 amino acids)
Biological process (GO): zinc ion transmembrane transport
Cellular component (GO): plasma membrane
Molecular function (GO): zinc ion transmembrane transporter activity
Source: RefSeq, a predicted model, not a curated record